AAAAUGAAGUUUAUUUUGUUCCUUGUUCUGAUUGUCAAGAUAACUGUGGAAGCAAAAGAUGGAAAUUGUGGAGUAAUCCCAAUAACAACAUGGGGUAAUUCGGAACUGUUAAGAGAGGAAACCUUGCCGAACCCUAUACAUAUCGCGAUAAUACAACACACGGCAACAGCAGAUUGCAUGAGCGAUGAAGACUGUGAGAAAUUGGUUAGAAGCAUCAGAUCUUACCACAUCAACCACCGAGGGUUCACUGAUAUCGGACAAUCGUUUCUGAUCGGUGGCAACGGCAGAGUGUACGAGGGUGCUGGCUGGCAUCACGUCGGAGCCCACACCAAGGACUACAACAAAAGGGCAGUCGGCAUCUCGUUUAUUGGCGAUUUUAGAUCCAAGAUCCCAUCGCCUUCGGCUCUAAAGGCUCUCCGCAGUCUGCUAGCAUGUGGUGUGGUGAACAAGUAUCUGACGGAGGGAUACCAUUUAGUGGCUCACAGCCAGCUGUCACAGACUGACAGUCCUGGGGAAACGCUGAGGAAGCACGUGGAGAUGUGGCCGCACUGGCUGGAUCAUGCAAGAGAAAUGCUAGUCUAAAAAAAAAAUUGAAAAAUUUUAAAUAUCCACGACUUAAA
This is a messenger RNA of Trichoplusia ni (cabbage looper), 620 nucleotides long. It is a transcript of the gene PGRP-S2, whose product is annotated as peptidoglycan recognition protein-like. The transcript has 4 exons. The record is from RefSeq and is a predicted model, not a curated record. Gene Ontology annotation, molecular function: peptidoglycan binding; zinc ion binding; N-acetylmuramoyl-L-alanine amidase activity. NCBI's taxonomy places the organism in Eukaryota, Metazoa, Arthropoda, Insecta, Lepidoptera, Noctuidae. Gene Ontology annotation, biological process: innate immune response; peptidoglycan catabolic process. Bases 4 to 582 code for a protein of 192 amino acids.